This is a messenger RNA of Glycine soja, 2167 nucleotides long. Its product is annotated as transcription factor ICE1-like. The record is from RefSeq and is a predicted model, not a curated record. Gene Ontology annotation, cellular component: nucleus. The transcript has 4 exons. NCBI's taxonomy places the organism in Eukaryota, Viridiplantae, Streptophyta, Magnoliopsida, Fabales, Fabaceae. Gene Ontology annotation, biological process: regulation of DNA-templated transcription. Gene Ontology annotation, molecular function: DNA-binding transcription factor activity; protein dimerization activity; sequence-specific DNA binding. The coding region runs from base 362 to 1750 and encodes 462 amino acids.
AGCAUAUGAUCCUCUCAUCAUUUUCUUUUCUUUUGCAGCGUUAUAUGUUAUACGGGAGAAGCGGUGGUUGGUUGUUGAAGGUACUGUAAGUAAGUGUAACGUUCCAUCUCUUUCCCUCUCUUCAAAAACCAUCCAUCGCAAUCUCAUUAGUCAUCACUCUCUCUCUCUCUCUAAGGCAAUGCCCUUUUCCUUCUGCAACGUCCUUCUCCUUUCCACUCCCUUCCUUUAACAACCCCUCUCUCACCAACAACCUAUUCAGUAUUGCCCCCUCAUUUCCCUUGCUAGCAUCCAAAAAUAGAAUAGCCCGAAGUAGAAGAAAGCUUCUCUGAGAAGAAGUGAAGCAAAACAAAACAAGAAAAGCAUGAUGUCGAGAAUAAACAACAACGGCGUUGCCUGGAUGGGCGAACGAGAAGACGAAAACUCUCGAAACCACAACAUCAUACCCACCGACACAACCACAACAAACACAGGUUUCGUCGAAACCACAAACAACGACUUAGGUUCUCUCUGCGCCUUCAAGCCCAUGCUCGACGUCGACGACGAAUGGUACAACAACAUCACCAACCACCACCACCACCACCACCACCACCACGACAUGACCUUCGACCCCGACAACCUCUUACUCCACGCUGCCACCGCCGUGGACUCCUCCUCCUCCUGCUCCCCCUACUUUUUCCCUCCCAAUCCCAAACCCCCCUUUCUUGUCAACCCCUUCGAUAUGGGCUUUCUUGACCCUCAAGCUUCUUCUUCUCCCUCUCUACCCCUUCUCCCCGAAUCAACACACUUCACACCCCCUCACACCACCACCACCGCUUUCGCCGGCUUCCAGAGCCGCCUCCAAGAGAGUGGUUCUUCAAAAUCUCUCUUUUUGAGGCCUCUCGAGUCGCUGCCACCCUCCGGGGCGCAACCCACGCUGUUUCAGAAGAGAGCCGCGCUUAGAAAAAACAUGGAAGGGAGUGAUAAUAAUAAGAAGAAGAGGAAGGAGAAGGAGAAGGACGAGGAGGUUGAGGAUUUGAGUUUCGAUGGCUCCGGGUUGAACUAUGAUUCUGAUGACUUGACUGAGAGCAAUUAUAAUAAUGUUUCUGAGGGUAAUACUGGGAAGAAUGGUGGGGUUAGUUCCAACGCGAACAGCACCGUCAUCACCGGUUUGGAUCAAAAAGGGAAGAAGAAGGGAAUGCCUGCUAAGAAUUUGAUGGCCGAACGACGCCGUAGGAAGAAGCUCAAUGAUAGACUCUACAUGUUGAGGUCCGUUGUUCCCAAGAUUAGCAAAAUGGACAGGGCUUCAAUUCUUGGGGAUGCAAUUGAGUAUCUGAAGGAGCUUCUGCAAAGGAUCAAUGAUCUGCAUAACGAGUUGGAAUCGACACCAGUGGGUUCUUCACUCACUCCUGUCUCAAGUUUCCAUCCUUUGACGCCUACUCCUCCUACGCUGCCAAGCCGAAUCAAGGAAGAACUGUGCCCCAGCUCAUUGCCCAGCCCCAAUGGCCAACCUGCUAGGGUUGAGGUUCGGCUGCGCGAAGGAAGGGCUGUUAACAUCCACAUGUUUUGUGCCCGCAAGCCUGGUCUGUUGCUCUCAACCAUGAGGGCUUUGGAUAACCUUGGAUUAGACAUUCAGCAGGCUGUUAUCAGCUGCUUCAAUGGAUUUGCUAUGGAUAUUUUUCGAGCCGAGCAAUGCAAAGAAGGUCAGGAUGUCCAUCCGGAGCAAAUCAAAGCAGUACUCUUGGAUUCAGCUGGCUACAAUGGCAUGAUGUAACUAGUUUUGACAAGAAACAAACUGGUAGCUGCUAUUUCACAGUCAAUUUGGCAAGUUAAAUCAGAAUCAGUUUUUACUUUGUUAUGUUCACAAUUCAAGUGUACGAUACUAGCUCUGGUAACUUGAGUUAAAGUUGAGGUAGAAGAAAUUUUCACAUGAAUUUUACCCCCUGCAGCGGCAGUUACUAUUUGGUACCUUUCACUUGCUCAUGUCGAACCGAAUCUUGAUGCUACUACUUCGAGUUCAAUUAGUUCAGGGACAUUUCUGAAGGCGCGUUUUGACGUGAAGUUUGUAUUUAUGUUUGUCGAAUCUAUUGUCCUCUUUAUACAGUUUUCGCCAAGGACAAAACUUUAAAGCAACUUUCUUUUUUUUCGUGUUUUUCCCCCUCUAUUAAGCAUGGUCAUCACACCCUUAUUA